AGCCGCUUCCCUCUCCUCUCCGCCCCCUCCACCACCCAGCAGCUCCCCUGCGCUCCUGGCCUCCUCCUCUUCCCUGCCCUCUCGUGGGUCCCGCACUGUCCUCCCCUCUGCAUUUCUCCUCAGGGUCCCGAGGACCUGCAUCCCUCUGCUUCCGUCGUCAUAGUGGUUACGUCUUCUCUGCACCGGAAGGAGAACCCGCGAACACUUUUGGAAUUAUGGCGGCGGUGGAUAUCCGAGAUAAUCUACUGGGAAUCUCUUGGGUUGACAGUACAUGGAUCCCCAUUUUGAACAGUGGAAGUGUCCUAGAUUACUUUUCAGAAAGAAGUAAUCCUUUUUACGACAGAACGUGUAAUAAUGAAGUGGUCAAAAUGCAGAGACUAACAUUAGAACACUUAAAUCAGAUGGUUGGAGUGGAAUACAUCCUUUCACAUGCUCAAGAGCCCAUUCUUUUUAUCAUCCGGAAGCAACAGCGGCAGUCCCCUACCCAAGUUAUCCCACUGGCUGAUUACUAUAUCAUUGCUGGAGUGAUCUACCAGGCACCAGACUUGGGAUCAGUUAUAAACUCUAGAGUGCUUACUGCGGUGCAUGGCAUUCAGUCAGCUUUUGAUGAAGCUAUGUCAUACUGUCGAUAUCAUCCUUCCAAAGGGUAUUGGUGGCACUUCAAAGAUCAUGAAGAGCAAGCAAAAGUCUGGAGAAAAGCCUGUCCCAGUGGAUCAGACAAAGAAAGAGGCAGAACCUACACCAGAAACUGUGAAGUGUGAUGAGAAGGAGACCACAAAGAACAUCCAACAGGCAGUGAGCACUAAAGGUCCCCCUGAAAAACGCAUGAGACUUCAGUGAGUAUUGGACGAGAGAAGCUUGUAAGACUUCUUGUCCGUGAUUAUACCUCAUACCGUGACAGGCUCUUGAACUUUGAAAUUCUUUGUCACAACUCUCAUUUGUAUAGAAUGUGCUUGCUCUUUAUGCUCUUUAGGAAAGGAUAUAAGGACCCUCAUGCUUUUGAGAUGGAUUUUGUAUGUAUCUUUUGUAACCUUUCCCCUACGGACUUGAGCAGCCUCCUCACUCACAUGUGUACUGCUUACAUAUAUUUGAAACCAAAUUAAAGUAUUUGUCUAAAUUACUUUA
Molecule: messenger RNA, 1125 nt
Organism: Myotis brandtii (Brandt's bat)
Lineage: Eukaryota; Metazoa; Chordata; Mammalia; Chiroptera; Vespertilionidae
Gene: MED6
Product: mediator complex subunit 6
Exons: 7
Coding region: 216-761 (181 amino acids)
Biological process (GO): regulation of transcription by RNA polymerase II
Cellular component (GO): core mediator complex; mediator complex
Molecular function (GO): transcription coactivator activity
Source: RefSeq, a predicted model, not a curated record